AUGAAAUCGGUAAGAUUUUGGUCUACCUCUUUCCAUGGCCUUCUACUACGUCUUGGUAACAACUUUGACCAUGAAAUUUCGAUGGCAAGGUUACUCGGUUUUACAUUGUUCGAAUAGGAGCAAUUAUAAUAUAUUUAGGCUGAGGAUUUCGUUGGUGGAAGAAGAUCUGUCUUCCUUAUGGAUGGAGCUCAGGCCAUGGCCCAGUUUUCUGUCCGCAUAGAGUCCCAACCUCAUCCCGAUGAUGCCACGCAGUUCUAUUCCAGGAAGGAUCUUCUCGACAUUCUUUCUUCCAUGUCUGCUGUUGAACUUGCUCGGAAGAUGGAAAAUAUAUCUGAAUUGCGUAACGCUGAAGAUGAUUAG
This is a messenger RNA of Bursaphelenchus xylophilus (pine wood nematode), 360 nucleotides long. Lineage: Eukaryota; Metazoa; Nematoda; Chromadorea; Rhabditida; Aphelenchoididae. The record is from the annotation of a GenBank genome assembly.